Gossypium arboreum is the source of this 845-nucleotide messenger RNA. Its product is annotated as expansin-A7-like. The record is from RefSeq and is a predicted model, not a curated record. The transcript is spliced from 3 exons. Gene Ontology annotation, cellular component: extracellular region. The coding region runs from base 51 to 845 and encodes 264 amino acids. NCBI's taxonomy places the organism in Eukaryota, Viridiplantae, Streptophyta, Magnoliopsida, Malvales, Malvaceae. Gene Ontology annotation, biological process: plant-type cell wall organization.
AUUAAUUGUUAGUAACUUGUUUGAUCAAAGGUCUCAUAGAAAACAAAACCAUGUCUUUUUCAAUGAAUUCAUGGAGCUUUGUGUUUCUUUUUAUGACACUAACAGCAUUGACAAUCAUCGGCAGACCUUCUGUAGCUGCCGUAGUGUACCGGCCAAGCCCUUGGGCACUCGCCCAUGCAACCUUUUACGGCGAUGAAACCGCCUCCGAGACUAUGGGAGGUGCUUGUGGGUAUGGGAAUUUGUUUAGCAAUGGUUAUGGUAUUGACACAGCUGCACUGAGCACAACAUUGUUCAACAAUGGGUUUGCUUGUGGGACUUGUUAUCAAAUAAAGUGUGUUAAGUCGCCUUGGUGCUACAGUGGGGUUCAAUUCACCACCGUGACGGCUACAAACCUUUGCCCUCCGAAUUGGGCCAAAGACACCAACAAUGGUGGGUGGUGCAACCCUCCACGAGUCCAUUUUGACAUGUCGAAGCCCGCUUUUAUGAAAAUUGCUCAGUGGAAAGCCGGCAUUGUUCCUAUCAUGUACCGAAGAGUACCGUGUAUAAGACGAGGGGGGCUUCGAUUUUAUUUUCAAGGGAAUGGGUAUUGGUUGUUAGUGUAUGUGAUGAAUGUAGGAGGAGGAGGUGACAUUGCCAAAAUGUGGGUCAAAGGAAGCAAAACAGGGUGGAUUAGUAUGAGUCAUAAUUGGGGAGCUUCAUAUCAAGCAUUUGCAACACUUAUGGGCCAAUCUUUAUCUUUCAAGAUCACUUCAUACACAUCCAAGGAGACUAUCAUAUGUUGGAAUGUUGCACCUGCAAAUUGGAAUGUAGGUUUGACUUACAAGUCAAAUGUCAACUUCCAUUAA